GCCGGGCGGUGGCGUCAGCGGCGCGCCCGCCGCUCGGGAAAAAGCCGGUUGCUGGGGGAGUGAGGAAGAAAGGGAGGGAGCCGAACACGGAAGUGGUGGCAGCGCCGGCGGAGCAGGUGGAGGCGGUGAGUGCGAUGUCUGCGAUGAGAACCCGGCACCGCAGGAUGGGGACUUGCAGACCGAUAUUCGCCUCGUAGGACUUACAGGAGGUGCCGGAGUGUCUGGGCCUCCCUUCUCCACCUCAGCGAAUACCCAGAGUGAUGGCGGUGGUGAUGGCGGCAGUUACAAGGAUAGCCCCUGUUAAACUGCGUUCCGCGAGAUACAUCCAGAAAGUACCCAGAAGGAACAUUCUACUGGAAAAACAGAAAAAGCAUCAUUGAUAACACUGGAAUUUGUGGACAAUUUGUUAAAAUGGCAGAAAAUAGUGAAAGUAAUAGUAAAAACGUAGAUGUAAGGCCCAAAACUAGCCGGAGUCGAAGUGCUGACAGAAAGGAUGGUUAUGUGUGGAGUGGAAAGAAGUUAUCUUGGUCAAAAAAGAGUGAAAGUUGUUCAGAUGCUGAAACAGUGAGUGCUAUAGAAAAAAGUGAAGUUCCUUUAAGGAGCCAAGAAAGGAAGCACAGCUGUUCAUCUAUCGAAUUGGAUUUAGAUCAUUCCUGUGGGCAUAGAUUUUUAGGCCGAUCUCUUAAACAGAAACUGCAAGAUGCUGUGGGGCAGUGUUUUCCAAUAAAGAAUUGUAGUAGUCGGCACUCUUCAGGGCUUCCAUCUAAAAGAAAAAUUCAUAUCAGUGAACUCAUGUUAGAUAAGUGUCCUUUCCCACCUCGAUCAGAUUUAGCCUUUAGGUGGCAUUUUAUUAAACGACACACUGCUCCUAUAAGUCCCAAAUCAGAUGAAUGGGUAAGCACAGACUUGUCUCAGAGCGAAUUGAGGGAUGGUCAACUGAAACAACGAAGAAACAUGGAAGAGGUCAGCUGCUUCUCACAUACCAGUGUUCAGCCCUGUGUCAUAACCAGUAACAAUUCUUCAGGUAGAGGUGGUCCUGGGACUGACUCUAUAGUGAACCUGGCUUCAAAUAACAGCAUAGAAGAUAGUGAUAUGGAUUCAGAUGAUGAAAUUAUAACACUUUGCACAAGUUCCCGGAAAAGAAACAAACCCAAAUGGGAAAUUGAUGAAGAAAUCCUGCAACUGGAAACACCUCCCAAGUACCAUACUCAGAUUGAUUAUGUCCACUGUCUUGUACCAGACCUCCUUCAGAUCAAUAAUAAUCCAUGUUACUGGGGCGUUAUGGAUAAAUACGCAGCUGAAGCUCUACUAGAAGGAAAACCAGAGGGCACAUUUUUACUGCGAGAUUCAGCACAGGAAGACUAUUUAUUCUCCGUUAGUUUUAGACGCUAUAGUCGUUCUCUUCACGCUAGAAUUGAACAGUGGAAUCACAACUUUAGCUUUGAUGCACAUGAUCCUUGUGUCUUCCAUUCGCCUGACAUUACUGGGCUCCUAGAGCAUUAUAAGGACCCGAGUGCCUGUAUGUUCUUCGAACCACUUUUAUCCACUCCUUUAAUUCGGACUUUCCCCUUUUCCCUGCAGCAUAUAUGCAGAACAGUUAUUUGUAACUGUACAACUUACGAUGGCAUUGAUGCCCUUCCAAUUCCUUCUUCCAUGAAAUUAUAUCUGAAGGAAUAUCACUAUAAGUCAAAAGUUAGAGUACUCAGGAUUGAUGCACCAGAACAGCAAUGCUAGAAAAAGGGUAGGAAUAAGGGAGUGGUUAUAUAUGUAUUUUCAUUUAAUAUUUUAUUUUUCUUAUUAUACCACUUUGAAUUUUUCUACAAGGGCAGUUGAAGUCCAAAAUAAACCUCUGCCCUAAAUUUUACUUCCAGAUCAGUUUAUUUUUCUUAGGAUACAGUAAUUGUUGAACAAUAAUAAUUGUUACACACUGGGGGUUAAUGGAUAUUUUUGACCAGGUUUGGUUUUUGUUUUUACCAUGUAGAUUGUAUACUUAAUUUUUUUCUUUUCUUAAUUAUAACUUAAAUAUGAUCCAGGGAUAUUUGAAGUUUGUAGGCAUUGCAAACACAUUUAAAUAAUCUGUAUUUCAUACUUUUCUUUAAAAAUAAUUGUUUCUUUUCCUACAUAUAACGUAUAAAACGCUUUGUUAACCUAUGUCAUUGGCAUUCCUAUACAUAAGAUAUAGUUUCCACAUCAUCCUUUCAUUGUUUUAAAAGCCUUCAGUAAAGCUGUGUGUGUUGUAAUUUACUAAUAGGGAUGUUAAAAGUUAACAAAACGGCUUAAAAUCAAACUUGAUGUGUUUUCAUUUUAAAUACUAAUUGUAAAGCUGAAUUACUAAAUUUGAUUAAUCAGGUCAGUAAGAAUCAAAUGAGGACAUGAUAUCUUAGAGGUGAAUUUAUUCUUCUGUAAUGUGGCAUGGUCAUUUAUUAUUCCUUGAAUAGAUCUUUCUCUCAGACUUGGAAGCAUUACCAUCUUCAGAACAUAAGUAUUCUUCCCUUCUCACUGGAAGCUUUAAAAAUAAUGAUAAUACUAUUAGUAACUAGUAAUUACUAAAUAAUAAAGCAAUUGGGGUUUUUUUCUGUAUUUACUUGUGAACUGUUGCUUCUGCUUAGCUCUUUUUUAGAAACUGAACCUGUUACUUUGGAGAGAUGCCACAGUUUAUAAACAGCCACAAAUUUCCAUUGGUAACCAAAGAGACCUAAGUAGUUUUCCAUUAUUUUGAAUUGAGCUUGAAUAAAGAUUCAAGAAGUAAACAUGCAGCUCAGUAUUCAGGGAACUUAAUACUGGUUUUGAUCUUCAGAUUUCAGGUAACUAUUCCUAUUUUCAGAACUAACAUAUCUUCAGUAUGGCUUCAGAAAAAGGAAAACAUUUUGAGAGCUAUAUCGCUUAUGCCAUACUGAACAAUACUGAGCACUGGGUAUAAUAUUUUUUUUUUUUUGGUAUAAUAUUUUAAGUUUAGCAUCUCAAGAACAGAGAAGCAUUUUUUAGAAAACAUUAUCCCAAUAUAAUAAGAUAAAUGUGAUGAUAGCCUAUUCAACUUUUCUUUUUUAAAGAAUCAAUGAAUAAUAAAUUUCCUAGACAGUUAUUUUUUCUGGUGAGUUGUCUACCCCUUUGUACAAAUUAGCAUUUUUAAUAUAGUAAAUUGAUCUCUUGAUGCUAGUUUAGCUCUAGUAGGAAGCUGUUUCUACCUGGAUUGAAAAAAAUUUGACUCAAAUUUCCCAGUUAGAAUAGAUGUUUCUUAAGUAUUGCUUUUAUGUUGAAGUAGCAUUUCCCUUUCCUACAGUUCUGCUGUUAACAUAAAGAUGGCAUUUAAAAUUAAUUGUUUUAAAAUAAGUUUUUAGGAGUUAUCACAAAAUUGAACAAGAAAAUCUCUGUUACCAUUAUCUUCUAGCAUCUUUUUUUCUCAAGUGAUCUCAAGAUUGUCUUGGUUCCAGUGAGGGUUAGCUACUAAAAUAGCACCUCUCAGCAGUGAUGAGGCUCAGGAUAGCAACAUCAGUGUCAGGAUAAAUAUCUCUUCUAAAGAUGAUAUUUCCCUUUUACAAAAGUUGGACAGUCUCAUACUACCUCAUCUUUAUUGUGGCGCUUUUGUAGAUCACUGAGAAGCCAUCUUAUUUACCAAUAUAACGCUUCCUAAACAUCCAUCUUUGGUGAAGAAAAUUAACAGUAUGGUUAGACUCUACCCAUAAUUAUAGUUUUUUAUCAGAAUUUGAUAUUGAGACUUUCUGUUUCUAUGAAACAAUAUUGUUUUAAAUAUUUUUCUUUUAAAGAUAACUUUUUAUCAAUACAGAAAACCUAAGGAAUGAUUAGCUAAUGAAUAUUCUGUUAAAGGUAAUUUUAUAAAGAAGAAAAUACGCUGUCUUUUAUAAUGGUAAAAAUUAGUAUUUAUAUGAAAAUCAAGAUCUAAGUAGCCUUUCAUAUAUUCAAACUGGUUGCUUGUGAUAUAUUUUCUCUGGCUUUCUUAUUUUUUCAACUUCAAGGUAUUGAUAGCUAUUAACAUUUUCAAAAUACUGCCAUUUAUAUAGCCUUGAAGUAGAUGAUCUAAUAAAUGAGAGCAGAAAAGAGACUCAUUUACUCUGAAACGGUUUGUAUUUUUUCCUUUGGUAUUUGCUACAGUGAAAAGAAAUCGGGAAGGUAGAAAUGUAAGAUUUGAGAAGGGAAUUGAUUACCGUGAAGGAAAAAGAAGAGUAAGAAUUGUUUAGAGCAUGAAGGGACUGGAAUUUAGAAAGGUUAAGUCUUUCUCAGUGACUUUUGAGGACACAUUUGAAAGAGUAUUCAGCAUUCAGAAACUUAACUCAUUAAAAAUAUACUUACUGGAAUUAUGCGUAAGUAAAUGAGUAUAAAUUUUGAGAGGAACAAUGUGGGGAGAUGUAUAAAUAUAAAUUUUGUAGCUAAGUUGAACACUGAGCAUUUGAAAAGUGUAAAUUUCAGAGUCGAGAAAGCAUUCAGCAUGGUGGAAAUGUAGUGCUUACUGGUGAGAGGAUGGGGCUAAAAGAAACAAGAUAAAAUAUUAAAAUUAAGAAUUUAGGCAUCACCUCAGGGGAAAGCCUUGACAGUGAAAGGGAACUGCUUAAUCGCUAAUAGCUAGUCUGGACCAGACACUUAAAUGCGCUUUGGGAAUCAUCCUGCACUAACCAGGAAAUAAACUUGAUUUUUCUAAUUCUCUCUGAAGCUUUCAAGAGGACCCCCAAGCCCGCCUCCCCUUUUUUUAAGCUAUAGCAUCUUGAUUCAUACUGUACUUCCUGAAACAUGCUGAAUGGAUUUUUUUAGGUUACCUGAGCAUUUUUGUACAAAGAAUUAUAUCUGAUCUUUCUAUAACCGUGCCAUUCACUUAAAUAAUUAAUGGAAUGGUUUAAUUUAAAGGAAGACCUAAUAGGAAGAAGAUUAAAGGAAGCUUUUAGUCAGCCUGUGGCUAGAUUUAUUGAUUUGGUGAUCAGACUUGUGUUCUUUCCUGAAUUUCAGCUAAUGGCAAACUGUGGUCAAAAAAUGGCUUUCAGUUAAAGUUUUGACUUCUUAUUGUAAAUAAUAUAAAGAAUGUCUAAGUAAUUAGAAAUCCUUUUUAAAAAGUAGAGCAAAUGUGGCAAAUAGGAUUCUUCAUUAUACAAAUUCCAUUUCUUUUUAUAAGAAAAACCAUUAUCAUUUAUUCAUGAGUCAAAGCCAUUAAGAAGAUAAAUCAAGUUGUCAGCUUCCUGUCUCUCUGAAAUUUGGAUCAUUUUAUAGAUCCAUGUAAUAGAGAGCUUCCUUCCUAUGAAACGAAAAUCUUCAGACCUAACUCUCAGACUCAGUUGUCAUUAAAAAUCUUUUUUGUCACUUUUAGCUAUAAUCAGAGUCAGAUAGAUGAUACAUUGAUUUUGGCAGAGGAAAUCUCACAGGAAGUAGUCUUAAUUAUAUAACAUUCCUUGAGGCAACACAAGGGCAACAGUGUUAAAAUGUAAAGUAUAUUGUGUGUUAGGUAAUUUAAUGCCCAAAUGAAUAAAAGAUUUUAAGUCAAGCAGAUUAUUGUUUCUACUUUGGAAAAAAAUUGUUUACAGUCUUCAUUUUACAUAAACAGUUUUACAUCCAUUUUUACUUCUAAAGAAUGGACAGAAAGCACAAGGGGUUUUUCUCUUUUAAUGGUCUACUAGAAAUGAGCAACACUACAAGAGUCUGUACUAUUAACACAUGAAGAUACUGGAGACAAAGGGAAGUAACUGUAUGGCUUCUAAAUAAAAAUGUAGGCUAAUGGAUAUAAUCCAAUGACAAGGAAUUUAAGGCACAUGACUCCUAUUUCAAAUAAAGACAGUCUUUUACUUUUUAAUUUUGAAUACAUUACUCAAUUCUAUAUCUUUAAUUUCCUAGCACAUAAAAUAUAGACGAUAAUAUAUAUGUCACUUGACUUCCUGUAGGUUAAUUCUUUAGUUAAAGAGGUGACCCUUGGAGCAUACUUGAAAAUAUUUCUGUACAGCUGUUAAGUACUAACGUGAUGACAGGUUUUCAAAGUAUCCCCUUAGAGAACCCUGCAGAUUCACAUUCAUUUCUUUUAGUCUAUAAAGGCCUUGACUUGAUUUGACAAUAAAGAUAAUGGUACAAUUUGAAUUUAUGGUUUAGAUUCUGCAGUUAGAUGAACAGUUGCAAUUUCCUCCUACACUUAAUAAGGUUUAUGUAAAAUUGAUGUUUGCCUAAGUUAUUUUAAAAGUUGAUUACAUUUGCAGGAAGUAAAGAUAAUCACUUUUGGCAUAGUUAUAAUCAAAUUUAAGCUUUCAGACUUGAGUAUAAAACUCAAGGAGGUUUACUUAAAUUAUGCUGACUUUGCUAGAAUUGGGUAAAUUCUGUAUAAACCAAGUAUGAACUAGAUACAUACUUGAAUAUACAGAGUUUAAGUAGUAACUUCACAAAGCUAUUAGUACUCAUCAAUCAGGUGUGUAUGAUCCAUCCCUUACCUAAAAAGAAGUAGAGUGUUUCCCUUUUUAUUUCUAAUCCUGAAGUUGAAUGUUUCUUCUUGGAUGUGAGUUCAAAUAAAUUGAUCUGAAUACAUUUUCAUUUCUUAUUAAUUAAAACCUCAUAUAUAAAAUCCAAA
This is a messenger RNA of Dama dama (fallow deer), 6550 nucleotides long. RefSeq names its product suppressor of cytokine signaling 4 (gene SOCS4). Lineage: Eukaryota; Metazoa; Chordata; Mammalia; Artiodactyla; Cervidae. The coding region runs from base 412 to 1734 and encodes 440 amino acids. The transcript has 2 exons. Gene Ontology annotation, molecular function: 1-phosphatidylinositol-3-kinase regulator activity. Gene Ontology annotation, biological process: phosphatidylinositol phosphate biosynthetic process; negative regulation of epidermal growth factor-activated receptor activity; positive regulation of proteasomal ubiquitin-dependent protein catabolic process. Gene Ontology annotation, cellular component: phosphatidylinositol 3-kinase complex. The record is from RefSeq and is a predicted model, not a curated record.